This is a messenger RNA of Verruconis gallopava, 1663 nucleotides long. RefSeq names its product ketol-acid reductoisomerase, mitochondrial. Gene Ontology annotation, molecular function: ketol-acid reductoisomerase activity. The transcript has 4 exons. The coding region runs from base 120 to 1322 and encodes 400 amino acids. Gene Ontology annotation, biological process: L-valine biosynthetic process. The record is from RefSeq and is a predicted model, not a curated record. Gene Ontology annotation, cellular component: mitochondrion. Lineage: Eukaryota; Fungi; Ascomycota; Dothideomycetes; Venturiales; Sympoventuriaceae.
AUCUGGAGUCGCCGGAUCCAAAGAAUUGUCUCGACUCAUCAAUCCAAAAUAAAGUCAAUUGAAAUCCUUCCUGCACAUUUCCAACUCAAACUGCACACUCUCCACUCUUUAAACACAAGAUGGCCUCAAGAACAGCUUCGCGAGCCCUGCGCUCAUCUAUUCAGCAGCUGGCAAAGCCAGCGGUACAACGUCGAAGCUUCAUUGCUGCUGCGAGCACGGUUCGAGCAGCUCCCAAGGUUGCUGUGACCACGGGUAUGCAGCAGCAAAGGAGGGGAAAGAAGACGAUUGAUUUUGCUGGUGUCAAGGAGGUCGUGUAUGAGCGUGAGGACUGGCCGAGAGAGAAACUUCUCGAGUACUUCAAGAACGACACUCUUGCCCUCAUCGGCUACGGCUCCCAGGGUCACGGUCAAGGCCUCAAUCUGCGUGACAACGGCCUCAAUGUUAUCAUUGGCGUUCGCAAGAACGGCGCUUCAUGGAAGGAGGCUAUUCAAGACGGUUGGGUGGAAGGCAAGAACCUUUUCGAGGUCGACGAGGCUAUUUCCAGGGGCACCAUCAUCAUGAACCUGCUCUCAGACGCUGCCCAGUCGGAGACCUGGCCACACAUCAAACCCCAGCUGACCAAGGGCAAGACGCUCUACUUCUCCCACGGCUUCUCGCCGGUCUUCAAGGAGCUCACCAAGGUCGAUGUGCCAAAGGACAUUGAUGUCAUUCUUGUUGCGCCCAAGGGCUCCGGUCGCACCGUCCGUUCUCUCUUCCGCGAGGGGCGUGGUAUCAACUCGUCUGUCGCUGUCUAUCAGGACGUGACGGGCAAGGCUCUCGAAAAGGCAAUUGCGAUGGGUGUUGCCGUUGGCAGUGGCUACCUCUACCAGACUACUUUCGAGAAGGAGGUCUACUCCGAUCUGUAUGGCGAGCGCGGCUGCCUUAUGGGCGGUAUCCACGGCAUGUUCCUCGCUCAGUACGAGGUCCUCCGGGAGCGCGGCCACAGCCCAUCUGAGGCCUUUAACGAGACGGUCGAGGAGGCCACUCAGAGCUUGUACCCGCUCAUCGGUGCACACGGAAUGGACUACAUGUACGCUGCCUGCUCAACCACUGCUCGUCGGGGCGCCAUCGACUGGAGCGCCAAGUUCAAGGACGUCCUCAAGCCGGUCUUCAAUGAGCUUUACGAUAGGGUGCAGGACGGCUCGGAGACAAAGCGAAGCUUGGAAUACAACAGUGCUCCCGACUACAGGCAGAAGUAUGAGGCUGAGAUGGAGGAAAUUCGCAACUUGGAGAUCUGGAGGGCUGGAAAGGCAGUCCGCUCCCUCCGCCCCGAAAAUAACUAAACAAAUUUCGUCGUCGGCGUGAAGGCUGGGAUGACUUAAGAAGAGAAAGAAUCACAUCUUUCGUUCCAUUGGCUGGCAGAUGGAGCAAUCGACGCAAAAGCAUUUGUUUUGUAUCAUUAGCUGGCUUUGUAGGGAAAACGGGAGUCGCCCGAUCAUGUGGUGCUGGAAACACGGUGGGUAAAUUUUUAGCUAGCGAGCAAGGCAAUGUUUCCCGCAUCUCGACCCAACUGUUGAUGCAAUGUUGUGAGAGCGCAAUCCAAAUAGAUAUCCGUCCCUGCUGGGCAGCUACCGUGCUCGGAGCCAAUCGCCAUCCCGAGAGCUUCGACGUUGGCAAAAGCCCG